AUGCAUCUCCACCAUCGUCGAUAUUACUGGAGCUCCUACGAUUACCCUAGCUACACUUCUUCUAGCUAUAGCUCCAGCACUUUCGCUGACGGUAAAACACAGGGAAUAUUUAUCGGAUCCGUCGUGGGCGGCGUUCUUCUCAUAGCUGUGGCAGGUUUUGUGGUAUACUAUUUCUACGAAAAGCUGAAGAAGAAAAAAGUACCUCGAACCCAGACUGUUCCGACUGGACUGACGCAACAGCCUAGAGAUACUCGUGAAAGAAUUACCCGACCAGAUCCUCCAGCAGUGCUUGGUUACAAUGAACCAACAGCGCCACCUCCUACUUAUAAGGAUUCACGGUACGACAGAGCAUAUAUGGAUCCAACUCCAGGAAAUGAUGUAAUUUUGGUGGAUGCAGAUUCACGGGACAGAGCGAUGGUACGGGCUCAGGUGUGA
This is a messenger RNA of Candidozyma duobushaemuli, 435 nucleotides long. RefSeq lists its product as uncharacterized. The record is from RefSeq and is a predicted model, not a curated record. The transcript has a single exon. Bases 1 to 435 code for a protein of 144 amino acids. NCBI's taxonomy places the organism in Eukaryota, Fungi, Ascomycota, Pichiomycetes, Serinales, Metschnikowiaceae.